Molecule: messenger RNA, 693 nt
Organism: Drosophila persimilis
Lineage: Eukaryota; Metazoa; Arthropoda; Insecta; Diptera; Drosophilidae
Gene: Csl4
Product: exosome complex component CSL4
Exons: 2
Coding region: 13-630 (205 amino acids)
Biological process (GO): RNA processing
Cellular component (GO): cytoplasm; nuclear exosome (RNase complex)
Molecular function (GO): RNA binding
Source: RefSeq, a predicted model, not a curated record
AAAUUGAAAAAAAUGAGCUCAGAAGGAGAUGAAAACACAGUUGUGUGCUUGCCAGGAGAACGCUUGUGCCGAGUAGAAGACAAUGUUGUUUUGGGCAUAGGCACAUACGAACAGAACGGCUACAUCUACGCCUCCAAAUCGGGGGUCGUGAACAUUGAAGAAUCUGGAGAAAACUGUCAGGUUGUAAGUGUUCACAAGCCAGGCUUCCACCUGACCAUUCCGGCCACCGGGGACGUCGUCACAGCCCGUGUUCUGGUCACAACACCAAAGUUCGCCAAGUGUGCCAUAUUCUGCGUGCGAAACGUCUUGCUGGAGAGCAGCUAUCGCGGGCUGCUGCGGAAGGAGGACGUGCGGGAAACGGAAAAGGAUCGUGUCGACAUAUACAAGUCGUUCAAGCCUGGCGAUGUGAUACUGGCCCGCGUCAUCAAUCAAAUGGAACAAUCAUUUCUCAUAACUACUGCCGAAACAGAGCUCGGUGUGGUCGUAGCCUAUGCCAGCGAUGCCCGUAAAACCCGAGUGCCUAUGGUACCGGUGGGCUGGAGCGAGAUGCAGUGUCCACUGACUACCAUUAAGGAGCCUCGCAAAGUGGCAAAAGUCCUGCCUGAAAGUUCAAUAAAUAUAAUCAAAUGAUGCCCAGUAAUUUAUGUAACUUAUCUAAAAAAAAGUCAUUAAUAAUUCUCGGUUAGUCACUAA